AUGCAUAUAUUGGUUGUCAAUGACGACGGUCCGCCCUCGCGGCGCCUGUCUCCAUACAUCCGCCCAUUUGUCGAUGCUCUCCAGGCCGCCGGCCAUCAGGUCGCCGUCGCAAUCCCAGCGAGAUCUCGGUCCUGGAUCGGCAAAGCACACAUCAUCGAAGCCGCGCUAGAAGCGACAUAUGUGCCCCCGGACGCCUUCCGGGAAGACGGAACAUGGGACGAGGCGUACGAGACCCCCGACGAGAACGAGUCGAAUCGCGAAUGGGUCGUCAUCACCAACGGCACACCCGCCAGCUGUACCCAACUAGGCCUGUUCAACCUUUUCGCCGACCGAGGCCCCAUUGACCUCGUGAUCUCGGGCCCCAACCACGGCCGCAACGCUUCAACGAUCUACAACCUCUCCUCGGGGACCGUCGGCGGCGCCCUGGAAGCCGCUAUCUGCGGGAAGCGCGGUAUCGCCAUGUCCUUCGGCAGCAAGGACGAGCAGCCGAUCGAAGUCAUCCGCGCCGCCGCCAGGCUCGCUGUGCGCGUCGUCAACCACCUGUACCAGAACUGGGACGAGCGUGUCGAGCUGUACAAUCUGAACGUGCCAAUGCGCGCGGACGUGGAAACCAGACCGGUCCGCUAUACUCGCACUCUACCCUACUACUGGUCGAAGGGCUGUCUGUACGCCGAAGUGACUCAGGCCAACGGCCAUUCUACGCCGGGGUUGACGAACGGAAGCUCGAACCACUCAGAUGAAAAGGCCGAGAAACUGAGUAACGGCUCGGCCACAAAAGCUGUGAAUGGGUUCGGCAGCUCGCACCUUAAGAAACGCAGUUUCGCCUGGUCGGCGGAAUUGUCCGAGAUGAAGAAAGCUCUGCAGGCAAGCGAGGAGGGAACUGAUGCGCAUACUGUUCUGAAUGGAAGUACUAGUGUUACUCCCCUUACCGCAAACUUCUCGCAUGUUUCUGGUCUUGAUGGACCCUUGGAACUUGAUGACUGA
This is a messenger RNA of Aspergillus viridinutans, 984 nucleotides long. Its product is annotated as 5'/3'-nucleotidase SurE. The coding region runs from base 1 to 984 and encodes 327 amino acids. Gene Ontology annotation, cellular component: P-body. Gene Ontology annotation, molecular function: hydrolase activity. The transcript has 3 exons. Lineage: Eukaryota; Fungi; Ascomycota; Eurotiomycetes; Eurotiales; Aspergillaceae. The record is from RefSeq and is a predicted model, not a curated record.